AUGGCCGAGGAACCCUCCAAAUUGGCGUCACGUCAAGACCUGUUGGUCCAAGAGCACUUUACCGCCGAAAAGUUCGACCAUUUCCUCCCGGGUGCGCCACACGAGGGUGACUUCCAUGCAGAAGCGCUGAAGCCGAAGUCUCGACUAGGUGCCUUCCUCCACGACAUGUAUUCCUAUAGAGGCAAGGGAAUAGAAUAUAAGGCCGAUCAUCUAAUCACUCUUACACUCUUGCUGGUUGAGUCUCGGAAGGCGACCAAAGCGGAGAUGUUCCAACGUGCUACCGAACUGCUCAACUUUCAGCGAGGUCAUUUUCGUACCCAAGAAGCAAUGGAGGCUUACCCCAAAAAGCUGAUCGCUGUGAUGGAAGCUUACAUGCUUGAAGAGAAUUCCCGAUACGAAGUCAAGUUCCCGCCCGAGAGCCAUAAUCAGCUCCGACCAGAGCCAAGCAUUUCAGCCAACAAGGAGGACAAUACCCUCUGGUCAGCCUGGGCAAGUGGAGUUGGCGCUGAGAUGACCGAGGAGGAGAAAGAUCCGGAGGGCGAGGUGCGCUACGACUACGAUUACGGCAAACACUGGGAUAAUUGGGCUGAACAAGCCAGCAACGAAAUGAACAAACACCAAUGUGCAGGAACUGGACCGGAGCAGAUCGUCUACACACUACCCCCGGGCAUGGAAAACGACAUCUUCGCCGAAUUCUACGACACACAGAUCAUGCACCCCAACGCGAACUUGAACACAGGACCUUAUCAACAUAUCGCACGCGAUUACUUCAGCGCGCUCCCGGCGGAGAUCAAGAGAAAAAUCGCCCGACUGGUGCUAUUGUUUCCCACCAAAGUCAGGAUCCAAGCUACUAUCUUCCCUCAUGAAGGCUGGCGCCCUGACCAUUGGCUUCGGGAACUGAGCCACUCCGAAGUCAUGCACCUGACUGUAUACAGAUUCUCAUCACUUUUGAAGAUGCCGAAGCUCAUGCUUCCUUCCAACGCCAAAAACGCUCAGCCUCAUUACUACUGGACAAUGGAACCUCCUGUAACCAUGCUAGCGUUGCUAGCAGUCGACAAAGUCAUGCACGAAAUUGCGAAGCCCAUUUUCUACAGCGAAAACUACUUCGAGAUCAAGGACAACGAUUCCUACCCAGAGACCGCUAUAGAGGGACAUCUCAUAGGUGGUGAACAGCUUGCGCAUCGGUUCCUGGAGCUCAUGAGCCGUUCAGAAGCAUGCGAUGGUACCCCUCGAUACGGCCCUUGUCCUCUGAAUCUUAUGCGCAAGGUCAACGUUGACAUGGAGAUUUAUUAUCCAGAAACCGACGCACGCGGUGGACAGAAGCCAUGGCACUUCCAGCGCAUAAUCAACACUCUGAUUGCGAUGCCCUCUCUCCAGAAGCUCGUCAUCAACGUCGACAUGGUGUACAUAAACGCUCUCAGGGAGUAUAUGCAGGUCGAUGAUUCUGUUAAUCUGUUCAUACAACCAGAGGUGUGGCCAGGAUGGCGCAAGCUACCUUGGGCGGCAUCCGCAAUUCCUGUUGAGAACGGACAGGAUGAGAAGUCAGCGGCCGGACUCAAGGUCUUCAUCCCCGAAAACCGCAAGGUGCAGAAGUGGCUUCAAAACCUCAUCAACAUGCCCGAUGAGGCGCCAGCGAAGAUUGUUCACAUCGUAUCCGAGGAUUGGUCUACCGAGGAGUGUCCUUCUGGGCUGAUUACUCAGGGCUUGCAGAAAGCUGAACAGCGCUGGAGGAAGGCCUGCAAGGACGAAAAGGUCAUGGAAGGAGAAGACGAGAGCACUGAGCAUGGAACCGACGGUACUGAAGAAGCUGAGGCUGUGAUCAGCGUGGCAUAG
Messenger RNA from Alternaria novae-zelandiae, 1833 nucleotides. RefSeq lists its product as uncharacterized. Bases 1 to 1833 code for a protein of 610 amino acids. The record is from RefSeq and is a predicted model, not a curated record. The transcript has a single exon. NCBI's taxonomy places the organism in Eukaryota, Fungi, Ascomycota, Dothideomycetes, Pleosporales, Pleosporaceae.